ACACAAGCUGUGGAAUACUUUGCCGAAUGUUGUCUCUGCCCGAAAAACGAGACGUUUGUUAGAGUACAAGCAGGUAUCGACAGUCCUGCGCAGAUCGGAGAUAAAGCGAAGUGGUUCAGCGAAUCCUUGAUGCCCGUGCAUUUUAUGGUCUAUCCAAACGAAUCUUCGCUCUGCGCUGCGUACUAUGCUUACAGUAGGGAAAGUGGUAUGGAAUCCGACAGCGACGACAAUGAGUCGAGGUCCAUAGACAGCUCGUCGAGCAUCGAUGAUCUGGUGUUCGAUGGACCAGAUGAAGCUAGUGAGCGUGAUAUCAUCAUCAAACCACUUGCCGAAGUGAAUGAUGUUUAUAAGGAGCCAUUGACUCUAGAGCUUCCUCCUAGCGAUAGUGCUGCGUCGAUUGGUAGUUCCAUAAGUAGCGGGAGGUCCAGUCCAGCUUCUUCACUUUCUGCCUCGGCUAUUGAUAGCGAAGCUGACUUUGCGAGACUGGCUGAGAAUCUUGCUUUGAAAUCUGAUUCUAAGGUGAUUAUUUCAUUGACAAAUAAUUUCGAUUGACU
Molecule: messenger RNA, 554 nt
Organism: Cylicostephanus goldi
Lineage: Eukaryota; Metazoa; Nematoda; Chromadorea; Rhabditida; Strongylidae
Source: the annotation of a GenBank genome assembly